UUCUUUUUUGGGUUUGAUUUGCUAGCUAUUUGUUAUGAAUGUCAAGAAAAUUUAUCACUUGUUAUAUGUAUUUUAUGCUUCAAUUUAAAAUGCUGAAGAUAGUUUUUUGGGGGAAAAUGUCGAAAAAAUGUUUUCUACCUGCCUAAUGGCGCCUAGAUUGAAGUCAAAGAGAAUGUCUUUUUGCACUAUAAAUAUGGUUUUAUCCUCGGAUUUAGGGGAGAUUAAUGUUUUUGGUACAAAGGUUGUCGAUUUACAUUUCAGGAUCAUUAGAAUGAUUGUUUUUAAUGCUUCCUAAACCUCGUUGGCGUCAAGAUCGGGGUUGAUACUUAUGCUGUAUCAUAUUAGUUAGUAAUGAGAAUACUGUUCUGAUAGACAAAUUAGUCUACUUACAUCUCAAUGAUAAAGAUAAUUAUAUUUAGAGCUCCCAAAACCUCCUUAUGAGGCCACAAACUUGUGCACCAAUUAAGAACUUUUAAGUGCAUGUCGUAUUCUUAAAGUAGAAGCAAGUGUUGUUGCUACUUUUUGGGUUGCUUCCUUGGGACAAUUUGAAUAGAGGGCUUUAUCAAGCACAGAUAGAUGAGAAGAUCCCUUAUUAGUGCUUCUUAGAACUUGUCAUUUUGUUAAAAACCUGGUGCAUUUUGUUUUUACGGAUGUUGGAAAUGCAGUAGCUUUCCAUAUGUUUUCUGGUUUAAUGUGCGGCUGCAGCUGUACUUGUACCUUUUGAUGUGUAACGAGUGUAGUAGAUCACGUUUUGAUGCUUUUGUAAGUAAUUGGGAAUUUCUUGAAUAUUUUAGUCUCUUUCUGCAAUAGCUUCUUUGGCCUUCGAAAAAUAAAAGUGAUUGCAAGUAGAAGAUAGACUUAAUUUUUAUGGUUCAUUUCCUUCAUCUUCUAGAGUUAGGUUAGUUAUGGGAAUCAAAUCACCAAAAGUGGCAGUUCUUUGUCAUCCCAUCUGCAUAUGUGUCCAUUGAAGUUAGACCAAGAUAGCUACGAAUUUAUGGUUACCUAUGGCUAAUUUGCCAUAUCUUUCAUCAUGGAUACCAUAUGUUUACGGAGAAAGGUUAAAUUACAGUCCGCUACUUCAUUGUGAGGUACGGAUGAUUAGUUGGCAAGGAGCACCAAUGGGCAACCAGCUUGUCUAGUUCAAUGUGCAACAGAAAAGGUUUCCUCCUUAGUUCUGAUUUCUCUAACACCCUUCCUCUUACCUUAUCCAUUACUCCAAUACUGUCACAAUUUCUGCCACAAUUGUGUCCAAUGGCUAAUUAAUUCCAUGAUUUUAUGGACUACUUGUGAAAUCAAAAUUAACAAGGGAACACCACAAAUUGCACGUAUCUAGUAAACUUUUCAAUCAAACAAAUACCUUCAUCCCAAAAUCACUCUUUUUUUCAAAGCAUGUGCAUGUAAUAUACAGCCAGUUGAUCAUGAAUCAUGCGGUUAACAUCAAGAUCAGCAUGGAAAAUUGGAAGGUAUUAAAAGGGAGGAGAGGUUGCGAGUAAUGAAUAGAAGAUAAAAUAGAGAUGGCCAUUUGGGGUUUGCAGAUUGAUGAUAUGGGAUUUGGAUUUGGACUUGGAAGAGGGUACGAAAGUGGGAACGAGUGGGAGGAGAAAAGGUGGCAGGCAACAAGCAGGGUGAAAAAUAGGUGAUUUGGGUGAGGAAGAGGAAGAAUGACACAAGUCCUGGAGACAUUGCUCGUGAGAGGGAACAAGUGGACCGGGCUAUUAAAAGUCUUGAUUAAUUGUUGCAGCAGGCCUGACCCCGAGCAAAGAAGAAGAAAAUGAUGACAUGGUGGCUGGAAACGAGGACUACUGAAAGGUUGCCAUUGAGUUCUUUCCUGACAGCGUCAUUUCAGACAUGCAUAAAGAGGUCUUGAAGAGUAUUCCUAUAGGUGGUAGGGAUGGUGGUUCAACCAGGAAAGAAGUCAUUGGGAUUGUGAUCGGCGUUUAUGCACUUGAUGCCAAUUCCAUGGUCUGGAAGAACUCUCUCACUUGCGCUGUCCGAUCCUUUAGCACCAUGAUUAUAAGAUCAACUGCCACUGUCAACCAUCUCAACAAGCCAGGUCCAUCUCCUCUCAUUUCCAAGCACCCAUUUUCCAUUGCCCCUUCUUUGCGCCCCAUCAUUUCUCCAGAACCCAAUAUUAAUCCUCCUGUACAAGACCUCUCCACCAAACUCUACUCCCUCCUGUCCAAUCCCAAUUGGCAAAAACACCCAUCUCUCAAAAAACUAAUUCCAAUUUUAACUCCAAACCAUCUUGCCAAUUUCUAUUCCCAAUUUCCCAAUCUCAAUCCCCAAACGGCUCUCAACUUCUUUAACUAUCUUUCCUGCAUUCCAUCUUUUAAACCAAGUGUUCAAUCAUAUUCUUCCUUGCUGCAUAUCUUGAUCCCCAAUAAGUUUCUUGGGUUUGCUGAAAAACUCCGCAUUUCAAUGAUUAAGACCUGCGAAUCCCCCGAGGAUGCGCAGUUUGUUUUAGGUGUGUUGAGGGAUAUGAAUAAUAGUAAAACUCAUCAUGAUAGUGGGUUGCUUUUUAAGAUUAGUCUAAGGUGUUACAAUACUAUGUUGAUGAUGUUGGCAAGGUUUCUUAUGAUUGAUGAUAUGAAAUGUGUGUAUGUUGAGAUGUUGAAUGACAAGAUUUCACCAAAUAUUUAUACUUUUAAUACCAUGAUUAACGCAUAUUGUAAGUUGGGGAAUGUGGAUGAGGCUGAGUUGUACUUGAGUAAAAUUUUGCAAGCUGGGUUGAGUCCUGAUACUCACACGUUUACGUCAUUUAUUUUGGGGCAUUGUAGGAAAAAGGAUGUAGAUAGUGCUUUUAGGGUGUUCAAGGAGAUGGUUAAGAAGGGUUGUCGGAGAAAUGAGGUUACAUAUAACAAUUUAAUUUAUGGGUUGUGUGAGGUGGGGAAGUUAGAUGAGGGGAUGCAGUUGUUUAAGAAAAUGAGGGAGGACUAUUGUUGUCCUAAUGUUAGGACCUAUACGGUACUUAUUGAUGCAUUGUGUGGUUUAAGUAGGACAAUGGAAGCCUUGAAGUUAUUUGAUGAGAUGAAGGAGAAAGGUUGCGAGCCCAAUGUUCAUACUUACACUGUUCUCAUUGAUGGCAUGUGUAAAGAUGGUAAACUUGAUGAAGCGUCGAGGUUGAUGAUUCUGAUGUCAGAAAAGGGAUUUGUUCCUACCAUAAUUACUUAUAACGCUCUGGUUAAUGGUUACUGUAUGAAAGAAAUGGUGGAUGCUGCCUUCAAGAUAUUGGAAGUGAUGGAAUCUAAUAAAUGCAGUCCUAAUGCCCGAACAUACAAUGAAUUGAUUUCUGGAUUUUGUAAGGCAAAAAAAGUGCACAAGGCCAUGGCAUUACUUAAUAACAUGCUUGAAAGAAAGCUAGCUCCAACUGUUGUAACUUACAACUUGUUAGUCCAUGGACAAUGUAAAGAGGGUCAUGUUGAUAAUGCGUUUAGAUUGCUUAGGUUGAUGGAAGAGAGUAAUGUAGCACCUGACAAGUGGACUUAUGGUCCUCUAAUUGAUGCAUUAUGCAAAAAAGGCAGGGUUAAAGAAGCUAAUGCGUUGCUUGAUUCUGUCAAAGACAAAGGCCUGGAGGCAAAUGAAGUGAUGUAUACUGCUUUGAUCGAUGGAUAUUGUAGGGCAGCCAACAUGGGUAUUGCUUUUAAUUUGUUUGAAAGGAUGCUUGGGGAAGGCUGCAUUCCGAGCUCCUGCACUUAUAAUGUGCUGGUUAGUGGGUUGUGCAAAGAGGGCAAAAUGCAUGAAGCUUCUGAAUUAUUGGAAAGGAUGUUGGAGAGAGGUGUGAAACCCGAUGUUGUUACUUGUUCUAUUCUUAUUGAGAAAAUGCUAAAAGAAUAUGCCUUUGGUUAUGCCUAUGCAAUGCUUGAUAAAAUGGUUUCUCUAGGAUAUAAACCUGAUGUUUGCACUUACACUUCCUUUCUUCUUGCAUAUUGCAACCAAGGGCAGUUGAAUGAAGCAGAGAAUGUGAUGACUAGAAUGAAAGAAGAAGGCAUUAGGCCAGAUUUUAUGACCUACACUGCAUUAAUGGAUGGGUAUGGACGUUUAGGAAUGAUAGACUGCGCAUUUGAUACCCUUAGACGUAUGGUUGAUGCUGGAUGUGCACCUUCUCAGUAUACCUAUGCUGUAUUAGUUAAACAUCUUUCACGUGAAAAGCAUGCUAAAGGAAAUGUAACUGAAGUCAGACUUGAUCUGAAAGGUGGGGUUCCUUUAAUAAACAUUGCUGAUGUAUGGAAAGUGAUGGAUUUUGGUACUGCUCUGAUGCUUUUUGAGAAAAUGACUGAAUAUGGUUAUGCACCUAAUUUGAACACGUACAGUGCACUUGCUACCGGACUUUGCAGAGAAGGAAGAAUUGAAGAAGCUUGGAAAUUGUUUGAUUAUAUGCAUAAGCAUGGUUUGUCUCCUACAGAAGAUAUGUAUGAUUUGUUGAUAAACUGUUGCUGCAAGUUGAAAGUGCAUGAGAAAGCCCUGCAGAUUCUUGGUAACAUGGUCAAGCAUGGUUUAAUACCACACUUGGAGUCCUUCAAAUUGCUUGUUUGUGGGUUAUAUGAUCAAGGCAAUAGUGACAUAGCGAAAGCAGUAUUCUGUUGGCUGCUAGAGUGUGGCUACAAUCAUGAUGAAGUAGCUUGGAAACUUUUAAUUGAUGGCUUACUUAAGAGGGGGCUUGUUGACAGUUGCUCUGAACUGCUGGACAUCAUGAAGAAAAAUAAUUGCCAGUUAAAUCCCCAAACAGAUUCAAUGUUAAUAGAGGGUCUUCUUGAGAGAACAUAGGGCACAUAGAAUGGUGAUUCUGUACCUCUUAGACGAAUUCUUUUACUGUACUGGUUAGAGUUACACGUAGUAUAUCUCACAUAUGUUGGAAGAGUCCUCAAUUUUAUAUGUGAAGGAAUAUUUCCAAUUGCGCUUCUUAAGAUAAUACCUUGAUUGACUGAGACUUCUGAUUUGCCUCGUCAAAGUUCAAUGGAGCAGCCCAGUAAUUCAGGAUAAGCAAAUUCUUUCAAUGAAGGAGAGGCAAGUAGUCACUUACUAUUUUACGUAAGAUUUUUGUUCAACAGAGGGGAGGCAAGUGAACCGUCAGGGAAGUUGCUACACCAUCAUGGUUGCAGCAUCAACAUGUUGUGCUUUCCUACCAGGCAUGGUUUGAAACAGGAGUUGAUGUUUCCUUUGGUGAUGCAAACCAUGGCUGAAAGACCAUCAUGAGCUUCAAUUUGAGCUCUAUGGAUGGAAGCUCAUUUGAUAUUUUUGGGCCUGAAAACAAGCUUGAUUCUUCUUACUUUUACAUUUCAAAUGGGAUAGUGCCGAAGGUUAUACUUCUCUUCUAGGAAAUCCCACACCAACACAUGCUUAGGGGCAAUCAAAAAACAACACUAUUACAGAUGAGAGAGGUCUAGAUUUUCUUCGCCCUUUUUUUUGGGGGAUAAGGUUGGAGUGGGGGUUCUGGAUGUUCGAACUUAAUAUCUGUCUUCUGUCAUGUUAGUCUUCCCCUUAACCUAUGCAACAUUGAAAGUAAUUUCCUUCUGUAUUUUAAUCUUCAGCAGUGUUAUAAUUUGAAAGUUGCACCUUUUCUUUUUCUCAGAGCUAGUCUUUCAAUUUUCUACUUCUGGCUGUUGUCUUUUAUAUGAAGUUACAUGAGCUGUAAUGAAUAAGGAAUUGAAAGUAUAAUUUGCCUAAUGUGCCAAAGAGAAAAACUGAAUGACAAUGAGAAAUUUUUCCAGAAAACAUUGAGCCUGUUAACAAAGUGAAUGAGUUGAAUAAGUCGUCCUCAUAUGAACCUGUUGCUCAAAGAGGAUUCCUUUUUGAGGCACUAAGCAUGAUGAGAUUCAUUGCUUUUUUGUUAAAGUCUGUCUUAUAAAUGCUAGAAUGCUGAGUUUAAGAUUCCAUUUUCUUUGUUCAAUCUUUUUCCCUUCAGAAUUGUGAUAUUCAUUUGUACCACAGAGAUCUGUUAGAAGCAAUUCAAGCCAGAGCAUCGACAGAAAGUGGUUAAGUGUGAAGCUUCUCUCUCCAUUAGGACCUUUGCGUCCUUGAUCUUCUGAAAGAAAGCCUAGAUGGGUUGAGAGGACAGAUUCAACAGAUAAAUUCACUCACAAGACACAAUGAAUUUUCAGAGCUCAAUAACCAUUUAAGAGUUUGGAGGCUUGAUGGACGUAUUUCUGUGGACGCACUUAUGCAUCCAACUGGGAAUUUAUCACUGCAAUAUGUUUUUUCAGAUUUAUUGCAUCGUGUGAUUAUUCCAUGGCUGCUGCUGCUUGCCUUUGUUGAAACUUAAAAGGCCUGAAAUCAAAAUGAAAACAGAAAAGCAAAAAAGAAAGAAUGGCUGGGAAGAGAACGAGAACACAAUGAAGAAAAUAUGCAAGGUUCUGAGUGCGUUCGUCGCGAGGAAAGAAAACAUUGAUCAAAGAAAGGAGGAGAAGUCGAUGAAGGAAACAAGGAUGAGUCAACUGAAGUGGUGAAGCAAUAGACGGAAGGAAAGAAGGAAAUGGUGUUCAGGGGAAGAGGACAGGAGAAGAAGCAGGAGGAGGAAUUUUUUUUUCUUUCAACAGCACAAAGAAACACUUACACAGAAUCUAAAGUAGCCCCACAAGUUUACUCAAAAGGCAAUUGCUAACAGGAGUAGGAAUUUGUUGUAAUUGUUUGAUGGCUUUUAUGCUUUAAACUUUUGAGAUAUUGUAUAAUAACCUCUAACUUUUUUGAAACUGUAAAUCCACCCAUGAAUAUUUUAGUUUGGCAGCUUUAAAAUUCUAAAUUCAUCAAUUAUGAAUCUGAACGACACGUUUAUAACUUA
Messenger RNA from Coffea arabica (coffee), 6775 nucleotides. NCBI's taxonomy places the organism in Eukaryota, Viridiplantae, Streptophyta, Magnoliopsida, Gentianales, Rubiaceae. The record is from RefSeq and is a predicted model, not a curated record.